Cynara cardunculus var. scolymus (artichoke) is the source of this 1476-nucleotide messenger RNA. RefSeq names its product transmembrane protein 56-B-like. The transcript is spliced from 9 exons. Bases 390 to 1217 code for a protein of 275 amino acids. NCBI's taxonomy places the organism in Eukaryota, Viridiplantae, Streptophyta, Magnoliopsida, Asterales, Asteraceae. Gene Ontology annotation, biological process: lipid homeostasis. The record is from RefSeq and is a predicted model, not a curated record. Gene Ontology annotation, cellular component: membrane; endoplasmic reticulum.
GACCCGAAUCUUGAUCUCACCAAACUCCUCCUUCCCCCUCUUCUCUUCUCUUCUCUUCUCUUCUCUUCCACGCCAAAUACUACCUCCGAUCGCCAUCACCAUCACCAUCGCCAUCUCCAUCGCCGUUAAACUUCUUUCAUUACUCUCCACCCCUCAUAAUUUUUACUCUUAUGCCACUCAUCACAAACCCUUUCCUUUCCCACGGUUGAAAAUUUAUUCCAACCCUUUCUUACUCCCAUUUCAAUCGCAUUUCUUGGACUCUGUUUAUCCGUUUGCUCAAUUUCAUCGAACCAGUAACAUCGGAUUUAAGGAGUAGGUGUAGACGUGAUGGAAACAAGAUCUAUAUUGUUACUGUAACUAAGUGAACCUGUGGCAUCUAAACAGUCAGGAUGGUAGUUUCUAAGAAGACAGCUCUAGCGUUCAAGUCCUACCAGAACCAGGCUCAGGUGCUGGUUAAAACCUACCUUUUGGCAGAUGCUUUUAUGCCGUACACAUCCGUCCUUGGUGGCAUAUUUGCUACAAAAAUGGUUUAUGAUCUUACACAGUUGAUAAGCACUUUUUACUUCAGAACCUAUGCUGGUCUUACAAAAAUUCAGCGGAUUGAGUGGAACAACCGGGGGAUGUCCUCUAUUCAUGCCAUUUUCAUUGCAACAAUGUCUUUGUACUUUGUGUUCUGGUCAGAUCUUUAUUCUGAUCAGUACACUGAUGGUCCUGUUACUUUUCGGAGCUCACCACUCUCAACAUUUGCGUUAGGAGUUUCUGUUGGCUACUUCCUAUCAGACCUUGGGAUGAUCUUUUGGCUAUAUCCUGCAUUAGGUGGAUUAGAAUAUGUUGUUCAUCACACGCUUUCAGCAAUUGCAGUAGCAUAUGCCAUGUUUACAGGGGAAGGGCAGCUUUACACAUUCAUGGUCCUUAUAUCUGAGUUGACUACACCUGAGAUCAACUUGAGAUGGUACCUAGAUACUGCUGGCUUAAAAAAAUCAAAUGCAUAUCUGAUUAAUGGCGUUGUGAUAUUCUUUGCCUGGAUGGUGGCUAGAAUUUUGCUGUUUGUCUAUAUGUUUUACCAUGUGUAUUUGCACUAUAAUCAGGUGAUCCAGAUGCAUCCAAUCGGAUUUCUUUUGGUAUUUACGGUUCCAUCGGUGCUUGGUGCGAUGAACUUGAUGUGGUUCGGGAAGAUUAUAAAGGGAUUGAUGAAGACAUUGGCAAAAAGGCAGUGAUUGAAUUAAUAUGGAGCUGAAGAAGGUGGUGUAUAAAAAUGGUAGUAGGUGCAGAAAGAAAGGAAAGGAAAGGAAAGUGUUGUAAAGCAUUUGGAUGAAAUUAAUGGUUCAUUAUCUCUCUCUCUCUCUCUCUCUUGUUUUCAAGUUAAAAGUUGAAAAGGAGGGUGGCUGUGUAUAUGGCAUUUUGGACACCAUCAAUAUCUUAAUCUGUUACUUUAAAUAUACAUUAUUAUUAUUAUAUUAUUAUUCACCACCUAAA